Cyclocybe aegerita is the source of this 1914-nucleotide messenger RNA. NCBI's taxonomy places the organism in Eukaryota, Fungi, Basidiomycota, Agaricomycetes, Agaricales, Hemipholiotaceae. The record is from the annotation of a GenBank genome assembly.
AUGCCGCCGCUUCCGAGCCGGAAAUCCCUCGAGGCUAUGAAGAGGGUCGACCUCCAGAAAAUCUGCAAGGAUUAUGGAGUCAAGGCAAACCUCAAAUCUGAAGCACUAAUCGAUCUCUUACUUGAUACCCAAUCCACCCCAGCCCCUCCACCUCAGCCUACACGGAGAUCGGUUUCAACUCGACUGUCUAGUCGAGCAGGACCGAGCAGAGUUUCAUCCAUGAUCGUGCACGACAUCAGUGAAGGGGAUGAAGAGGAUAGGUCCCUGGAAGAUGUUCAGGGGUCAGAAGCGGGGCCGGAAAAACCGCCGUCACCGCCUCCAGAACCUCCUCGCACUCGGAAGAAAGCAAAGGAACUCCAGACCCGGCUAGGUGUUGGGAAGCCAGUGAUUGCGGGAGGUAGCGGCCCACGCGCUGUGACACGAUCUUCAGGGAGCUCAAGAGGGAAGCGGGCCAAGUCUAGUCGGUCUAUGAAACCCAGAGAGGCUACGAUUGAGGAAGAGCCAGAACCACCGACUGCCCCUCUUCAAGGUUCUUCGAUCAUGCCGGAUUUACAGGAGGCAGAGAGCAUGGUCUUUCAGCAACUCCAUCCUCUCGUCGAGACGUUACCCCCUGUCGGCAACGUCAAUCUGUACGAAGAUGCCAGAAAGCUCGUCGACGAUGCUAUUCGACCUCUUCAAGAGCAAAUUCAGGCUCUUAAAUCUGAAUUGUCCGAGUCGCAUACCAUCAAAUCAGAGAUUGCAGCUCUCAAAAGUCUGUUGGCCGACUUCACGAAGACCCAAACCGAUAUGCGGACGCAAUUACAACAAUUAAGCGAAUUCCCAAGCAUUGUUCUGGCUUUGAAAGAUGAAAUAAGACAGCUCAGGGAAGCCACUCGCACACCAUCUCAACCUUCCACCCCGAAAGCUGGACCAUCACGUAAAGGCCUCGUCGGUCUUGGUCCCCCACCAGUCAAGCUUAUGGCAGCUGCCUCCCAUGAAGCCGGCUCUAGCUCUCAGCCUCGGCCCAAUCCUACCUUUCCCCAUCCAGGAGUGGCGGAAAGCACUCUAGGCAAACGUCACAGAGAUUCAACUUCAAGUGUUAUCACGGGCGUCAUAGAAGAAGGAGAAGAGGGUGAUUACACUGAAGUAGAUUUGGCGAAGCAGGCUGUUCGUCCAACCAAGAAACGACCGAAAUUAUCGACAGACGACAACGGCAAGCAAGGCACUGCACAGCGGAGUAUGCCUGAACCGAAUGCCCCUGUGGCUUCGUCGUCGAAACAAGCAGUGCCGCCUUUCACUGUGUUCAGAGGGUCGGAAGAACCUUCGGACUACAUAGAUCCUCCACCGCCGACUGAGCAUCUUCCUGACUUCUUCGAACCCGACGCAGUUCCGUCGACCAGUCAGGGAUCAAGAUUCGUACCAAACGUAGCGACCAGUUCUGCUAAUGCAGAGGAGAACCAGCCAUUCAACUUCGCGUUUGCACCGAUAGCGUCAACACCGAGUGCAAUGUAUCUCCCAACCUUCCCAUAUCCGGAUCCUCCGCAGUCUCCAUCGCCGGCUGGACCGAGCCAACCAAUGUUCUCAAGCAGGCAUCAAGAUGAGCGUACGGAUAUCUUCAAAACGUUCGGUCUUCCUUCACCUGUACGAUCAACCCGUCAUUAUGGUGCUCUCACACAGGACGAACGCGGGGUCAACCCGGCUGCUUUGACUCAGGGAUCGUCGUCGAGCAAACGGGAUAUCACCAGCAACGACGUUGCUAUUGGUCUGGGGUUGACGGCUGUCCGCACCGCCUCCUCGACUGAACCACCAUCUCUAGGUACAGACCAACCUACAAUCAAACGGACAAUGUUUGGAACUGAACUCGAGGCCGAUACUCGAUUUGGUGACUUUGGCGUGGAAGGAGUUGCCUCCGGAUUUUGGUCAACAAAAUUUUGA